Aspergillus aculeatinus CBS 121060 is the source of this 1215-nucleotide messenger RNA. RefSeq names its product putative 3-hydroxyisobutyrate dehydrogenase. The transcript is spliced from 2 exons. Lineage: Eukaryota; Fungi; Ascomycota; Eurotiomycetes; Eurotiales; Aspergillaceae. Gene Ontology annotation, molecular function: oxidoreductase activity; NADP binding; NAD binding. Bases 1 to 1215 code for a protein of 404 amino acids. The record is from RefSeq and is a predicted model, not a curated record.
AUGGCGAAGCCACCUGUCAAUGUCAGACCCAAGAUCGCGUUUGUCGGUCUCGGCGCAAUGGGUAGGGGUAUGGCCAUACAACUGCUCAACGAUGGGUUCCCCGUCUGUGGGUUCGACGUCAAUCCCAUGUCGCUCGAGACAUUACUGGCCAUGGGCGGCACCGCCGCCUCAAGUCCGCGAGAAUGCGUUCAAGAUGCCGAUGUCUUCAUCUGCAUGGUAGCCAACUCCAUGCAGACAGAGGAGGUACUUUUCACCGAAGGAGUCGGUGCAAUCUUCGGUCUGAAGAAGAAUGCAAUUAUCAUAUUAUGCUCCACCGUUGCCCCGAGCUUCCCACCAAAGAUCUUGGACCAGAUCCACAAUAAAUUCUCGAGGACUGAUGUCAAUCUGAUCGAUUGUCCUGUAUCUGGCGGGGUGCUCCGUGCAGCUCAGGGCACGCUGACAAUCAUGUCAUCGGGACCCCAGGAUGCCCUAAGCCUUGCCCACCCAAUUCUGCAGUCGCUAAGCCAAACGCUAUACACAAUCGAGCGGGGCCUCGGCAGUGCCAAUAAAGUCAAGCUUAUCAAUCAGCAUCUUGCGGGCGUCCAUAUCGCCUUGGCAGCAGAGGCGAUGGGACUAGCGGCGACUAUGGGAUUGAAUACAAAGCAAUUCUAUGACAGUGUGUUGGAAAGUCCUGCCCAUAGUUGGAUGUUUGAGAACCGAGUGCCGCACAUGCUUUGCGAUGACUGGUCGCCCCACUCUGCUCUCAGCAUAUUCGUCAAAGAUAUGCGGAUUGUCACUUCGGAAGGUCUCAAUGAGGACUUCCCAUUGUACAUCGCCUCCACCGCGGAGGGUCUCUAUCAAUUUGCUGCACGGGCUGGUUACGACAAGGAAGAUGAUUCUGGCCUAGUGCGAAUAUUUGUUCCUCAGGAUCUGUUACUAGUUUCCGAGGCGACACAUCGAAAAGACCACACUGCUGAUCAUGAACGCAAGUCGAAGCUUAUCUGCCAAAUGCUGGAGAUUGUUCACGGCGUUGCAGCAAUUGAAGCCAUUGCCCUUGGGAGCAAACUCGGUCUUUCACUCAAGGCUCUGAAACCAAUAAUUUCAGACGCAGCGGGUGCAAGCGAAAGCUUUGAAUCAGUCGCCGCGACAAUCAUGGGACAACAAAGUGCUUCACCACGUACACUAUCACAGUCAAGGGACAUACUGGUCAGUAUAUUCUUCCUUGCACAUGUGUGA